Molecule: messenger RNA, 1426 nt
Organism: Durusdinium trenchii
Lineage: Eukaryota; Dinophyceae; Suessiales; Symbiodiniaceae
Source: the annotation of a GenBank genome assembly
GCUUGACCGCAGAUCUCUUGAAGCCGUUCCUUCAAUAAGGUAGGGCCGGUAGGGUAUGGACUUGGGAUCCAGCACAGCGCAAUGACGGAGAUUGAGACACACUUGGCAAAGUCGUGCCGUAUUGGUGUUGAGAACGAAGUUAGUAUUGAUGGCGACCUCGGGCAUUUGGGUCAUGACCCCCAGCUGGCCAACAAGAUCUUGAAAAAACGCCGUGAUGAAAUGGCUCGCAGAAUGCGUUUGCUUGACCCCAGGCAGCGCGUUGGAGGAGUCCCUCAUGAGGUGAUCAAGACACAGAUGGCUGUAAAGCAAGCUGCUAUAGACGCUGAGCAGGCCGAAGAUGCCUUUUAUGCUCAAAGCGCCGAGUUGCAGGACCAAAUUUUGCAAGCGGUUGAAAGCAUGAAAGCCACUCGUGCGAGAGAGCGCCAAAUGGAAGUUGUGGACUACUCACUCGCGAAUUUGCGAAAGGAGCAACGUCGUGAGUAUGAACUCAGUGAUCCUGAUGCCCUCAAAAAGUAUGUUUUGCCUGAUCCGGAUGAUCCAGCCAAUCCAUUGGGCCCCAGCUCUAUGCUGAAGUUCUCAAGUGAAGGCAAGCAAAACCCGGAACUCAAGCGACAAGGCCGAGAAGCAAUGGCGAGUUGGCUUGCGGCGCAAGUGCAAGAGAAGCAGGAUAGAGAAGCGCAUGAGAAAGGAUUGGACCGCAUGCAUGAUGAUCGGGCCAUGUUGGCUGCACAUGUUCGCGGUGUUUGUGAAGACAACGAGAUUAAGGAGCAGCAGGAUGCAAAGUGUGAAGAAGCUGCUGAGAACGUGCGUUUGGCACAGUUGGCCCUCGAGCGGAAGAAGGCCAAGAAGGCUGCAGAUGAUGCCUGGAAGCAGCGGCACAUUGAUUCAGUUGUGAACUCGGAGAGGAUGACAGAGUCAUGCGAUUCAAAAGUGGGCAUCACGGGAAGGUUCCUGAAGGCGGAAUACAAGAGACUAUCCUUGGAAGAGGAGCAGGAUGUGUACAAUUCCAAUGCGAGACAGCUCAUCAAUAAAUGGUCGACCAAGCAAGCUCUAAAGGAAGAAGAGGCUGCUGAAGCCGCCAGAAUCAACUGCUCGGUUGCAGUUCUGGCAGCUCUUGAAGAAGAGCGUGCUAGACAGCAGCAGGAGCGACGAAUGAGGAUCAUUGAAGAGAACAAGAAGCUUGCUGCUGCGAAGAGGGAAGCAGACAAAGACGAGAGAAAAGAGUACUUCAAGUAUGACCCGUGAGCAGAGCAACCUUUGCAUGGCCAAACAUGGACUUCGGGCUUUCUUAGCGUCUGAUGCUGCCCGAUAAAACAGAGUUGGUUGCGGUUUCACGAGACAAGCUCUCCAACUGCUCGCAAAUGUGAGCGGGAAGAUGUAUAUGGCUUCGUUGCCGUGAAACCGGUCCUGAAAGUUGUGUUGUGGC